GCGUCCAUCUGUCUGCUCGGAGUCGAUGUGGAAUCUAACAACAGUUUAUGGUGGAAUUAUGGCACAUAAUGAAACACAUCCCAUUUUGGAAAUACUAAAAUCAUUUAAUCUUGGCGAUAUGAUUUUAGCCUUCUGUUUGUCAGUGCUUGUGGGCCUGCUGCUCGGUGCUCUGGUCUACGUUCUGUUGACCUGGGCAUCCCGGCGCCAGGCCACCGCCAGGAUCACCAGGCGCUCCAAAAAGAGAUCCGGCACUUCACAAACAGCCACGGGCAACCAGCUGGGCCUUUACAGAAGCACUUUUCUGAGCGUCUACAGACAGCCCUCUCUGGAGCCAGUGGGCCCUCUGGGGAGUAAGCCCGGCGUCGAGGCCUCCACCUUUCACCCUGUGGCCAAGAGGAGCAGGGCUGGCCUGGAGAUGGCAGAGGACACUCUGAUCAUCAUGCCUAAGGACACAGCAGCUUCAAACUCGUCGGAUUCAGCAGCCCUCGUACCAAACAAGAGACAUUCCUUCUGGUUGGGCGGCAACGGACUUAAAGGAUUUCUACCUUCACAGACUCCCCCUCCUGCAUACGACAGUGUCAUCCAUGCUUUUGAAGAGACAUGCACUUGAAUCUCUCUGCAUAAAUACAAGAGAAGCUGAAAAGGGGAGAACAUUCUGGGAUUACACAGGACUUUCUGACUGUGCUCUGCUAUUUAUCAGACCAUUUCCAACACUUUUCAGUCUAAAGAAGUGUCCUUAACUGAAUAAGAUGCUUCCACAACCAUCAAGUCUCAUCACAGUGUUGAGAUAUAGAUAAGGGGUGCAACUAAUGACUAUUUUCAUAAUUGAGAAUUUUGUUCGUUUCUCGAUGAAUCAAUUAGUUGUAGAAUGUCUCAGAAUAAAAAAGCAAAUACCCAUCAUAGUUAUCCAGAGCCCAAAGCAACUUCUCCAAAUGUCUUUUUUUAAUUCACAAUGAUAUAAAAUAGAGGCAAGCAGCAAAUGGAGGAGAUGUAACAAGCAAAUGUUUUCUUGAAAAAAGACUCAAAUGAUUAAUCGAUUAAUCGAUUAAUCAUUGCACUUCUAAUAUUCUGUAGUUUUUUGCAGAACAUCUCAUGACCAUGCAUGUAGAGCGUCUGAGGCAUUUUAAUCUGAUCGCAUGAAGAUGACGGCAACACUGUGUGCUAGAUGGUUAUAUAUUAUCAAAUACCACAAUAAAGAUGUAAUAUUGAUUUGAUUUCAGUGCGUGUGCUUUUUGUGCAUGAAUAAAACAAUAGAAUCCGUUUAUAUAUUUAUAUUGAGUGAAUAUAGUGUCAUAAGCUGCUUGGCAAAUGGAGGAAAGUUAUCAGUUAUUAAUUAAUAAAACGUAACGUUGUGGCAGGAAGGACAGUCCACUACAAGCACAUUCAUCACAGCAAGGUCUUGUGUCAAGAAUGUCACUACAACUUACAUUACAAAGAUGGGGUGUGCCGAGCAAGGUUGCCAUUAUGAAAGAAACCCCCUUUUGAGGUGCAGCAAUACAUCUAGUUUUGAUUAUAGUGGCGUGUGGACCAGGCUCCACAUCAAAAUAUAGUAACA
Messenger RNA from Anarrhichthys ocellatus (wolf-eel), 1555 nucleotides. RefSeq names its product myc target 1b (gene myct1b). The record is from RefSeq and is a predicted model, not a curated record. The transcript has 2 exons. Gene Ontology annotation, cellular component: nucleoplasm. Bases 26 to 610 code for a protein of 194 amino acids. Lineage: Eukaryota; Metazoa; Chordata; Actinopteri; Perciformes; Anarhichadidae.